AUGAAUACAGAAGAAGAACCACUUAAAAGAAAACCUAGACACGUAUCCGGGCCAUUGGCAUCUCCUAUAUUGCAACGGGGACUACUAAAAAAUUGGAGGAGAACAUUCUAUAAUAAUGUUGACUUGAGAAUUCGCAAAAUUAAAGAAGAAAAAUCUCCAAAAAUGCAAAGGAGACUCUGUAGAUAUUUAAAUUAUUGGGUAGAUGAUAGAAGGGAUGUAUUCAUGAAUUUAAGAAAACAAUUAAUUUUAUUGGGAGAUAUUAAUAAUCUUUGGGCAGAAAAUCAGAAUUGUGUAAUGGAAAAAUUAAGAUUAUCAAUCAAUGAUAUAUGUCAAAGAAAAGAGAAUAAAAAUAAUAAAGAUAUAAGAAAUAAACGGAAAGAUAUCGAAGAUUUCUGUGAGGAUAAAGAGGAACGUUUACAAGAUUUAAGUAAAUAUGUGACAGAAGAAAAAUGUACCGAUUACAAUAAAUGGUUAAAUGAGAAAAAAAAUUAUUUUGUAAAAAAAAAAUGGAUUAAUGAACAAAAAAUAACGUAUGAUGAAAAUUUGGAAAUUUCUAAAAACUGUACACUUAAUGAUAUGAAUACGUUUGUUUCUAGUUUAGAAUGUUCAGAAAUCAGUAAGAAAGAAAAUGAUUCUUGUGAUUCUAAAACUUCAAAAAGCUGUAAUCAAUCUGAGCAUUUAACUCCUAUUAUUUCUUCUGAUAAUAAAUCUGAUUACUCUUUAAUCAAAACAACUAUUGCAGUGAAACCAAAAGCUACUAAUAAUUUAUCUACCCCGACAAUAAGCCCCAAAACUAAAACUAUAACUAAAAUUACACCAAAUACACCAAUUAAAUCUACUACUCCAACAGAAGGAUCUACACAAAAGUUAACAUCAACUAUUGUGUCUAUACAUUCAGAUCCAAAUUUACCUAAACCUGAAGCUCUAAAAGCAAGUAAUUCUGGAUUUUCACAAAGAGGCAUGUCUCCUAUUCCAACAACAAGAUCUACACCAAAGUUAGCAUCAACUACUAUGUCUACACAUUUAGAUACAAGUUUAGCUACGUCUCCACCUCAAAUAGAAAGUAUAUCUGGAUAUCCACAAACAGAUGUGUCUCAAGCUACUCCAACACAAGGAUCUACACCAAAGUUAACAUCAACUAAUGUGUCUAUACAUUUAGAUACAAGUUUACCUAAACCUGCAGCUCUAAAAGCAAGUAUAUCUGAAUCUUCAGAAACAGAUGUGUCUCAAGCUACUCCAACACAAGGAUCUACACCAAAGUUAACAUUAAAUAAUGUGUCUAUACAUUUAGAUACAAGUUUACCUAAACCUGCAGCUCUAAAAGCAAGCAUAUCUGAAUCUUCAGAAACAGAUGUGUCUCCAGCUACUCCAACACCUGGAUUUAACAUUACUUUACCAUCUAUUGACAUUCCUACAAAUAAUCACACAACUAUUGAAGAACCUAGAACUAAUUCCACAUCAUCUUCUAACACUACUUUAAAUUUACUGUCAAAUUCAUCUACAUCGGUAAAUGUAAAUUCAACUCAACCAGAAACUAUGUUUAUAACUACUGUAUCAUCUGAAAAUUCAUCCAUACCUACACAUACUAUCGCACAUCCAAAUAUAUCGGCAAAUUUAUCUAUAACUGAAAACACAAAUGCAAAUACAUCUUCAAAUUUAUCUACAUUAACGUUCACAAAUUCAAGUAUAUCUGCAGUCAAAUCAACUACAUCUAAAACUAUUCUAACACCUGAAACUAAACCACAAACAAAAAAUAUGCCUCCUCAUGCAGCUAAAUUGACAUAUGCAACUGAAUCUGUAUUAUCUGCAUCUAUAAAUACAACUAAGACUACUUCAAAUACUAUGAAGUACAAUUCCACUUUUAAUAUUGACAAAUGUACAUUGGAAUCAUGUAUGAAUAAUUCUCUUACAUCUACAAAUACUUAUUUAAAUGAAAAUCAUACUAAUAAUGAUACAUUAAAUAUUACAUCUAAUGGAAUUCCAGCUACUCCUCCAUUAAUAGUACAAAAUGGUACUACAAAUGUACCUUCUAAUAAUUGUAACAAUUCCAUAUGUAAAUCAGCUUUCCCUUCGUUAAUUGUCUUUCCAGUGUGUGCAUCACUUUUAUUAAUUAUUUUCCUUUUCGUUAUUCUUUAUAAGUAUAAUCCUAUUAGACUUCUACCUAGUGGUAAAGGAUCAAAGAAAAAGAAAAAGCAAAUAAAAAGGAAAAAUGAAGAAGGUUUAACGAAUUUAAUGACAAUGCCUUUAAAUAUUCCAUAUGAAUUACUAGAAAGUAAUAUUCAACCCAAUAAUGCAUGUAAAAGAACAAAUAAUUCAUUGUGCAAAAUUGUAUUUGAAGAUGACUUAAACAAUGCACUUACAGAGAAAUCAGAAGAAAAUCAAAUAAAUAUAAAAACAAAAAGUGAUAAUACAUUAACGAGAGAACAAUUAAAGUGGAAGAUUAUAUUAGAAACACAUAUGAUGGCAAUAGACGAAUGUAAAAAGGAGGAAUGGGAAAAGAGCAGGAGCAUAUUUUUUGAAAUUUGUUUGGAAGAAUUAAAAAAAGAAGGCAUAUAUUUAGAUGUAACAAUUGAAAUGGAGAAAAAAGAUAAUAUUACUAUUAUGUUAGAAAAAAAAAAGUUUCUGUGGGAACAGUAUACAAAAGGAUAUGGGAUGAUAUUAGAAAAAUGGAAAAAGGAUAAGUGGUUUGAAAAUUUGAAGAGGGAAUGGAAGGCAGAGGAAGAUAACUAUACAGAAAUAAUAAAAGAGGAAAGGAUAAUAAAAAGUACAGAAAAUGAAUUAAAUAAUCCUUAUCUGGAAAGACAAAAAAUAAUAUGGAUGAAUUGGGUAAAAAAGCAUAGAAAAUGGUUGUAUGAUUCUAAUGACCAAAAAUGGUUUAAUGAAUUAUUAGAAAAAUAUAAAAUAGAAGAAGAAGAAAAAAAUAAUAUAGAAGAGGUAGAUAGUGAAGAAGGAAAUAUUAUAAUAGAAAGAGAAAUAAAAUCAGAUAAAGAUGCAAAGAAAAAUAAUUUAAAAUUGAAAUUAUGGAUUGAAAUACAUAUGGUGGCAUUAGAAGAAUAUAAAAAAGAGGAGAGGAUGAUAAAUAAAAAUGAGUUUCUUAAAACAUAUAUAGAAGAAUUGAAAAAUACAAUGAAUCCAGAAGAAAUAUUGGAAAUAGAAAAAGAAAUAAGAGAAAAUAUUAUGUUAGAAAAUAAAGAAGAAGAAUUAAAUAAAUUAAAAAGAGAAAAUUGGUUUAUUGAACUGAAACUAGAUUGGAAUAACCAUGAAAAGAAAUAUAUGGAAGAGUUAUGUAAAAAGAAUUUACCAGAAAAUAGUGAAGAAAGAAUUAAAAAUUCUAUGUUAUAUGAGCAAAAAAUUAUAUGGAAAAAAUAUUGGGAAAAAACAAAAAAAAGAUGGAUAGAAAAUGAAAACAUGGAAAAAUGGCUUAUAAAAAUGAUAGAAGAAAAUAAAAAUAAAGAUGAAAACGAAGUGAAAAUAAAAGAAAUAAUAGAUAAACGUGAAGAAUAUGAAGAAGAAAUAAACAUGAGUAAAAAAGGGGGAAAAGUAAAAGAAAAAAAAAUGAAGGACGAAGAGGGACAAAUAAAAAAUAAGAAAAGAUCUAUCACAUUGAAAAAAAAGCCAAAAAGGAAAACCAUGAUAGAAAUACAUAUGAUUAUAAUGGAAGAUUGUAAACAAAAGGAGUGGGAAUUAAAAAGAGAAAAAUUUUUGGAAAUUUGUUUGAAUGAAUGGAAAAGAAAUGAAAGUUCAUAUAGAAAUAUAAUAGGAACAAAAAGUAUAAUGUAUACAGAAGAAAGCAGUAUUAUUGCAUUAAAUAUACAAAAAAUGUUUUCUAAGAAUUUGAUGGAAAGACAUAAGAAGAUGUUAGAAAAAUGGAGAACAGAGGAAUGGUUUAAAAGAUUAAUGGAGGAAUGGAAAAAAGAAGAAAAUAUAUAUAUAGAAACAAUAGAUAGAAAAAAAUUCACUGAAGGAAUAGAUAACAUAAUGAAUAAUAUUGCAUUAGGGAAGAAAAGUGAAAUAUGGAAUCAAUGGAUAAAGAAACAAAGAAGAUUAUUUACACAACAUGACAAAGAGAUAUUGUUUAAUAAGCUAUUAGAUGAGUAUAAUGAGGAAGAAGAUAAAUAUGAAGAAAAUGAAGAACAAACAAAAGAAAAAAAAAUUAAUAUAGAUAAAAUGAAAGAAGAUCUAAAAAUAGUGAAUAUAAAAGAUGAGGUUGGUGAAAAUAUGGACAAAAUUAAUUUGAUAUCUAAAUUGUGGAUAGAAAUACAUAUGAUGAUAUUGGAUCAGCGUAUAAAAGAAGAGAUAGGAUAUAUGAAAAAAGAAUUUCUUAAACCAUACAUAAAAAGAAAAAAGGAAUUUGAAGAGUUAAGUGAACAUGGAAUUACAAAAAAAGAAAUAAAUGAUGAAGAAAAAGAAGGAAUUAUAAAUGAUAUGAUAGAGAAAAAGAAAGAUCAAUGGGAAUGCUGGAAAAGAGAGGAAUGGUUUCAAGAAUUGAAGUUAAAUUGGUAUAAAACAGUACAUAUAAAUGAUAUAGAAGAAUCAAAAAUAUUAGGUGAUACAAAAGGAGUAAUUAAUGACUUUAUAUUUGAAAGACAAGUGUUUGACAGGCAAUGGAUAGAAAAACAGAGAAAAUUUUUAAAAAAAUGGAAUAAACGAAGAUUAAAAAAAUCUACGAAAAAUAGAUAUAAAGAUGAUCAAAUAGAAGAAGAAAAUGAAGAAAAUAUUCUAGAAGAUAGUUGGGAAGUUACUAUAUUAUAA
Molecule: messenger RNA, 4752 nt
Organism: Plasmodium gallinaceum
Lineage: Eukaryota; Apicomplexa; Aconoidasida; Haemosporida; Plasmodiidae
Product: surface-associated interspersed protein (SURFIN)
Exons: 2
Coding region: 1-4752 (1583 amino acids)
Source: RefSeq, a predicted model, not a curated record